AAUUCCAUUUAACGGUAUGUCGGUUAACCAUGACCGUGUUAUAUUUUACUUAAAAAAAAUUAAAUCAAAUUCAGUAAAUGCAAAGCACUUCUUUGAUGCUAGGCACUUUACUUAAGAGGAUGCGGAGCCGUCAACAACAGCAAUUCAGGUUAAGCGCCCUAUUGUUUACUGUGGUCUUCACGCUCUGAUGAGCACAGAACCACCGUCCACCCGUCCUGUUGCGUAAAGUGCCUAAUGUCUCACACUCUCAGGUACAUCUGGGGACACAGGGAGUGCAGCCAUACAGGGAGUAUGUGAGAGCAAGUGGAUUGAUAUUAUCAUUCUUCUACCGAAUGGUGGUCGUUGCUCAGAGAUCCAGGAACUACAGAUGACCACAGUUAUCAAAGACAAUGUUCAUAAUUUCUGUGUUGAUGGCUCUUCUGACGACAUUGACAUCGUCAUCAAGAAGGUCGUUCUUGAUUUGCCAUUCACGAACCAACACAAUCUUGGCACUAUGAACUCAAUCAAUUGGGGGCGUGUCAUGGUACAGACUAUACACUAUUUUUAUGCAUAUUUCUCGCAAGCCAAGAGCAUAGGUGACGUUGUAGAGAUCAUCGUACCAACUGGUGGCCUUGGAAAUUGCACAGCUGGAUGUUUUGCUUCGAAAAUGGGACUCCCUAUACGUUUGGUGUGUGCUGUGAACACAAAUGACAUUGUCCACCGAUCUUUCUCUACUGGAGACUAUUCGGUAGCCAUUAUGAAGAGGACACUGUCACCUGCAAUGGAUAUUCAGGUUGCGUACAACAUUGAACGCAUUAUGUGGUUGGUUUCUGAUGGUGACUGCGAUCUUGUGUCCAAGGUACUUGUAGACUUUGAGUCCAGUAACCAUGUAACAAGGAUACCGCCUGAUCUUCUGAGCAAGAUUCAGAAAGUGAUAGGAUCAGGAGUGACCGAUGAUGAAACUACAUUGAAGACAAUGGUUCGAUGCUGGCAAGAAAAUAACUAUUUACUGUGCCCACAUACUGCAGUCGCCGUGGCGUAUUACUAUCGGAAGAGCGAAAGAGAAAGAGAAAAACCAAGGAGUGUUUGCAUUGCUACUGCUUCGCCUGUCAAGUUUCCUGAAACUGUUUUAAAAGCUGGUCUCACUCCCCAUACUACUGACGAAGUGUCCAAUCUUAAAAAUAUGCCAACAAAAUUCACGGAGAUGAAGCUGGGUGAGGAUUGGGAAAGUAUGCUGAGAAACUGUAUUAUAAGUAUAUCUGAGAAGAAUGUGUCAGUGUAG
This is a messenger RNA of Anneissia japonica, 1261 nucleotides long. Its product is annotated as threonine synthase-like 2. Gene Ontology annotation, molecular function: pyridoxal phosphate binding. Lineage: Eukaryota; Metazoa; Echinodermata; Crinoidea; Comatulida; Comatulidae. The transcript has 6 exons. Gene Ontology annotation, biological process: 2-oxobutyrate biosynthetic process; dephosphorylation. Bases 368 to 1261 code for a protein of 297 amino acids. The record is from RefSeq and is a predicted model, not a curated record.